Aspergillus calidoustus is the source of this 588-nucleotide messenger RNA. The record is from the annotation of a GenBank genome assembly. Lineage: Eukaryota; Fungi; Ascomycota; Eurotiomycetes; Eurotiales; Aspergillaceae.
AUGGCGGCGCAACAAUUCGAGGUGGAAGUUCACGGAACGAAGCGUCCCGCCGAAGGAGAGCUUGAUGAUCAGCCCCUUGCGAAGAAAUUCGGGGGUUUGCGAAUAGGCCCUUUGGCUAUGGUCCGUUCGCCGGAAAGGCGGCAAGAGCAACCUUGUCUGAUUCCUAAGCCCAACGGUUUUGACGACGCAAUGAUGCUAGAUGACACGAAGCACACUGUCUACAUCCAUGAUUUGGAACAGGAGUUGGAGGAACCCCUAUUCCUUCAGGAUGGUCUUACGAUCCUGCCCGGCCUGAGCGACAGGUUGUCAAUGCCAAAGUUGCUCGUCUCAAGUGCCAAGCCUGAAUGCAAGGAGGUAGUUCUCUACAGGGAACCUGAAUCACUUUCGAUACCAAAGGAUAAGGAUCAAGUCCGACGGGCACUUAUAGAAACUAGAGAGAGAGCUAGACUGGGGCAGUCGAAAGAUCGGCGUGAUGUGGAUGAGGGGAAAGAAGGGCAGGUUGCAGGGCAGCUGGAAAAGUCCAGGAAGAGUGAUUACGAGCAGUUUGGUAAUGAUAUAAUGGAUAUUGACGCGGAGGCUGGGACGUGA